GACCACUUCCUCUUUUAUCGCUCUGAAGAUAGGAACUGCCCCAGGGCAGUCAGAAGAGAUGGGCAGAUUCCAGGCUGUGGUAGCCCUGCUUCCCGCGCAGGCCAGGGAGUGCUGAGGGCGCUGACCGCUUGCCCUCCUCCCUGCUUCUGGGGUAGCUGAGGACCACCUUGCAGGCUAGCAGAAUGGAGCAAGCCUGUGCGAAGCAGGACUCAGUGUGCAACCUGGUGGCUGUGUUUGAGAACAGCAGGGCAAGUUUCACUUCUGGAGUUGAGCAGCUUGACCCUGCCUCUCCAGGAGCCUGGCUGGACUCAUUCUAUUCAGCACCUGGGACAGCUCUUGGCCACGGCCUUCCUUGGACCACCACCCCAGAUGUGGGGGACCACCACACUCAGAGUGCUGGAGGGUCUCCGGGAGCAGCACCUGGACCCCAUAGUUUUGAGGACCAGCCCCAUAGCCCUGAACAUCAGCUGCCCCUGUCCCCAGAGCCUUGGGAGGCACCCCCUGCCGGGGAGGCCUUGACGUCUGAGUUCCGGCCAGUCAGCAGGACAUAUCUGAAUUCCCUCAAGAAUAAGCUAUCGAGUGGGGCUUGGAGGAAAUCCUGCCAACCUGGGGCCAGUCCAGGGCCGGAGACUCAGGAACCUGAGGAGAAGAGGGUCGUGCAGGAGCUUCUGGAGACGGAGCAGGCCUACGUGGCUCGCCUGCACUUGCUUGACCAGGUGUUCUUCCAGGAGCUGCUGAGGGAGGCGAGCCGUAGCAAGGCCUUCCCUGAGGACGUGGUGAAGCUCAUCUUCUCCAAUAUCUCCUCCAUCUACCGUUUCCACGCACAGUUCUUCCUCCCGGAGCUGCAGAGGCGCGUGGAUGACUGGACAGCCACACCACGCAUCGGGGAUGUGAUCCAGAAACUGGCCCCCUUUCUGAAAAUGUACAGCGAGUACGUGAAGAACUUUGAGCGGGCGGCAGAACUGCUGGCCACCUGGAUGGACAAGUCACAGCCCUUCCAGGAGGUGGUCACCCGCAUCCAGCGCAGUGAGGCCUCCGGCAGCCUGACCCUGCAGCACCACAUGUUGGAACCUGUGCAGAGAAUCCCACGGUACGAACUGCUGCUCAAGGAAUAUGUGCAGAAGCUGCCAGCCCAGGCCCCAGACCUCGAAGAUGCCCAGAGAGCGCUGGACAUGAUCUUCUCAGCCGCACAGCACUCGAACGCAGCCAUUGCUGAGAUGGAGCGGCUGCAGGGCCUGUGGGAUGUGUACCAGCGCCUGGGCCUGGAGGAUGACAUUGUGGACCCUUCCAACACCCUGCUCCGAGAGGGCCCUGUUCUCAAGAUCUCUUUCCGCCGCAGCGACCCAAUGGAGCGCUACCUGGUUUUGUUCAACAACAUGCUUCUGUACUGCGUGCCCCGGGUCCUCCAAGUGGGUGCCCAGUUCCAGGUGAGGACCCGCAUCGACGUGGCUGGCAUGAAGGUGCGGGAGCUGACGGACGCUGAGUUCCCGCACUCCUUCCUGGUAUCCGGCAAGCAGAGAACGUUGGAGCUGCAGGCCCGGUCUCGAGAGGAAAUGGUUUCUUGGAUACAGGCCUGCCAGGCAGCUAUUGACCAAGUCGAGAAGCGAAGUGAAACCUUCAAGGCUGCUGUCCAGGGACCUCAGGGGGACACACAGGAGCCCAAGCCACAGGCAGAGGAGCUGGGUCUCCGAGCACCUCAGUGGGUCCGAGACAAGAUGGUGACCAUGUGUAUGCGCUGCCAGGAGCCCUUCAAUGCCCUGACUCGUCGGCGUCACCACUGCCGGGCUUGUGGCUACGUAGUGUGUGCAAAGUGUUCUGACUACCGUGCGGAGCUGAAAUAUGACGGCAACAGGCCCAACCGAGUCUGCCUGACCUGCUACACGUUCCUCACCGGAAACCUGCUCCCUGACAGCAAGGAGGACAAGAGGCGAGGCAUCUUGGAGAAAGAGACCUCCGCAGGGCCCGACCAGAGUGUGGUGUGCAGUUUCCUGCAGCUCAUGGGGGACAAGAGUAUCAGGAGCAUUCCCCGGAGCUGGUGUGUGAUCCCCCGGGAUGACCCGCUUGUGCUGUAUGUCUAUGCAGCCCCCCAGGACAUGAAGGCUCACACCUCCAUCCCCUUGCUGGGUUAUCAGGUGACUUCAGGGCCCCAGGGGGACCCUCGGGUUUUCCAGCUGCAACAGUCAGGCCAGCAGUACACCUUCAAGGCUGAGUCUGUGGAGCUGCAGGGCCGCUGGGUGAGAGCUAUCAAGCGUGCGGCCAGCGGCUGGACCCCCGAGGGACCUGACGAAGAAGACAUGUCUGACUGACUGAACCACAGCUGGCUGCUCAUCGAGAACCUUGUCCAUGACAGUUUUCCCACGGCUCUGUCAUUUUACCCCAGGCUACCCCUGACCCAUCUGUUGUCCAUACCAAGAUGAUUCGUCUGACUCUGCAUCCAGCAGACAUGGGUCCUUUCCUUCAGGAAGGCACACAUGUCCCAGCCGGCUUGGGGGCUGAAGACUGGGGAGGAGGGUGUCCCCAGACCACGCUAAAAUGGAGAAGUAUGACCUACGUCGCAGUUUAAUGGGUAGCGUGCCGGCCUAGCAUGCAUAAAACCCUGGGUUCAUUCCUCAGCAACAUAAACCGGGCAUGGUAAUACAUGCCAACACUUGGAUGGGUAGAGGAAGGAGAACGAAAAGUCGAGGUUACCCUUGGCUACAUAGUUAAGGUCUAACAUGGGCUACAUGAGAAACUCAGCGCAUGCGCACUCGCGCAAACACACAUACACAUCAAAGUAAAAUAUGAAAAGUGCCAGUAACCAGGACCGUCGGUGCCCUGGUGAGGGUAUGAGCCUGGCUGUGAGUCGGUCACCUAGGAAGCUUUAAAAGGGUCCAGGGGAAAAAAGAGACACCAACUAACUUUGAAAUUAAACAAUGUCCCUGUCUAUUCA
Molecule: messenger RNA, 2929 nt
Organism: Rattus norvegicus (Norway rat)
Lineage: Eukaryota; Metazoa; Chordata; Mammalia; Rodentia; Muridae
Gene: Fgd2
Product: FYVE, RhoGEF and PH domain containing 2
Cellular component (GO): filopodium; cytoskeleton
Molecular function (GO): metal ion binding; guanyl-nucleotide exchange factor activity
Source: RefSeq, a predicted model, not a curated record